Messenger RNA from Panicum virgatum (switchgrass), 708 nucleotides. Its product is annotated as keratin, type II cytoskeletal 1-like. The transcript has a single exon. The record is from RefSeq and is a predicted model, not a curated record. NCBI's taxonomy places the organism in Eukaryota, Viridiplantae, Streptophyta, Magnoliopsida, Poales, Poaceae. The coding region runs from base 1 to 708 and encodes 235 amino acids.
AUGUGCGGCAAGUUCGGCCUUCUAGGUCACAUCGACGGCACCAUUGCGACCCGUUUGGCUGAUCCCACCUGGAAUCAGCCCGACGCUUGUGUGCGCAGCUGGAUGUACGGCUCCGUCUCCGAUGGCGUCAUUGACCUUGCCAUGGCGCCGGAUCAGACCGCCCGCGACCUCUACACGGCCAUCCGUGAUCUGUUCCAGGCGAACCAGGAGCCGCGCGCUGUCAUCCUGAACCAGGAGCUCGCUUCCUCGACUCAGGGUGAUCUCCCCAUCGAAGCCUACACCGCGCAGCUGAAGCAGAACGCCGAUGCUCUUCGCGACGUCGGCCACCCCGUGCAGGACCAUCAGCUGGUGCUCACCCUGCUGAACGGCCUCAACCCGCGCCUCUCCAACACCGCCGAUUUCAUCGCCAACACGAGGCCGCUGCCGUCCUUCACCUCGGCAGUGAACAUGCUUCGUCUGAAGGAACUCCGCCUCGCCAAUGACAACAAGGUCGCCUCCAACUCCGCCCUUGCCGCUUUGACUACGGUUGCCUGUACCUCGCCUUCCUGCCGCUCCACGCCCUCGUCCUCGCAGCCUCGUGGCGGUGGCAAGGGCAAGGGCAAGGGCAGAAAGGGUGGCGGCAACGGCGGAGGCAACAGCGGUGGCGGUGGUGGUGGUGGUCGCGGCGGUGGCCGCAACCAACAGCAGCACGGCGGCCAGGGUUCCUAG